Messenger RNA from Camellia sinensis, 1677 nucleotides. The record is from RefSeq and is a predicted model, not a curated record. NCBI's taxonomy places the organism in Eukaryota, Viridiplantae, Streptophyta, Magnoliopsida, Ericales, Theaceae.
AUGGGGAAGAUUGAAUUGCGAACCAAGUUUGGAGAUAUUGAAGAAAGCACUGAGUUCUUGGUCAUUGAUGUAAACACCUCUUACAAUGCUUUGCUUGGGAGACCAUGGAUGCAUAAUCAUCAUGUAGUGCCAUCAACUUAUCACCAAUGUAUUAAGUACCCGUUGCCUUCACCCAAAAAAGAGGGGACAAUUGUGGCUGACAAUGAUCCAUUUGGAGAAGUAGAAGCCUACUAUGCUGAUGCUCGCUUCUAUACAAAGACUUCACAAAGAAAGGGAAAAGAUGUGAAGAAGUCUGAAGAUACUCCGAAUAUCAAAGACGCUCUAGAGUCUACUCCAGUUUCAACAAAAAGAACUCUUCGAUAUGUGCCAAAGUCCGAAAGGAAACUGGGGGCAAAGGCUCUAGCCCCAAUAAAUCCAACUUUGGAUCUCAAGGGUGAGUUCACGUUGCCAUUAAGGAAGACAGAAUGCACCUGUGUGGAGAAAUAUAAUAAGAUUGUGGUCCUUUCUAAAGGAAAAGGGUCGAAACCCAUCAUAUUCCACUCACUUGGAGAUGUUGAACAGAAAGUGAAAGUUGAACAAGUGCCAGAAGAAAACAUCUCGAGUUUUGAGAAGCCUACCUUCAGUGCAGAAAUCACACAAAUGUUGGAAAAAGUUGGUUUAGAUCUUGAAAAAAUACCAGGAACAAUGACACCCUUUGACUUUGCAUUAACACCUUCACAGAGGCAGGCUAUCCAGCAAAGCGGUAUUAUCACCGCCAGGACAGAAGGGUUAGGCUAUCAGGGAGAUGAGGAAAAAUUUCCAGUAAACGUGACUAUCACUCAAUAUGUGUUGGAAGAUGUUGACCAAGAUGAAGUUCAACCUGCACCAACAGAAUUUGAAGCAGGAGGCCAAGCCACCGUGGAUGACCUUCGUGAAAUAAAUAUGGGUGAUGAAGGAGAAAACAAACCAACCUUCAUUAGUGCAAAUUUAAAGGAAGAAGAAGCUCGGCAAUAUAUUUCCUUUUUAAGGGAGUAUCGUGACAUAUUUGCAUGGAACUACAGUGAGAUGCCUGGUCUUAAUCCAGAGAUUGCAGUCCAUAAGCUUGCAAUUCACCCUGAGAAACGGCCAGUUAAACAGCCUCAGAGGCAAACUCGACCAGAGCUUAUAGCCCAAAUUGAAGCCGAAGUCGACAAGCUUAUCAAUGCAGGAUUCAUCAGGGAAGUCAAAUAUCCAACCUGGCUAGCAAACAUAGUGUCAUUCAAGAAAAAGAAUGGUCAAAUCAGGGUUUGCAUUGAUUUUCGUGAUCUCAAUGAGGCUUGUCCUAAAGAUGACUUUCCUUUGCCCAUCACUGAACUUCUUGUAGAUGCAAACUACUGGGUAAUGCUUUUUGGCCUGAAAAAUGCUGGGGCCACAUAUCAAAGGGCGAUGACUGUAAUUUUUGGUCAUAUGCUCCAUGAUACCAUCGAAUGCUAUGUUGAUGAUCUUGUCGUCAAGACAAAGGAAAAGGAAAACCAUGUAAAAGAUUUGAGAAAAAUCUUCGAACGUUUGAGGAGGUACAAACUCAAGAUGAACCCACUAAAAUGUGCAUUUGGAGUUUCAUCAGGAAAAUUUCUUGGGUUUGUGGUUCGAAACAAAGGGAUUGAAAUUGACCCUAUCAAAUUAAAGUCAUUGUUGAAAUGCCUCCUCCACGAAAUUUAA